GAUCCUCCGAUCCGGCGGCGUUACUUUUGCUACUCUUCCGUCUCCAUUUUUGUUCGCCGUGAAGCUAAGGAAAAUUUUCUGAAAAACGCGUUGACGGAUCUGAUAUAUAGCUACGGAUUAGAAAUGGCUUCGCUGCGUAAUUCUCUCUGAAUUCUGUUCGUUGACCAGCGCGAACAAGGUUGAUUGGGUUUGUGCUCAUCAGGAGUUUUUAGGGGUUUUUGUUUUGUGUAUGCCUCCCGAUCACUGUUUGUCGUCUGUUUCGUCCGCGGAACUCAAGAGCAGAGAGAUUAUUAGCUUACGGAUAUGCAGAAGAGUGGUGUAAAUCGGAAUCCUUCUUUAAGAGUAGCCAUUCCUCAGGCACAACAGUCGCUUAGGCGUUUAGGUUUUUGCUCUCAAAUAGCUACGGGUGGAUCUCAGCAGUCAUCUCCUGUGGUAUUCCCUGAAAAGAGAAGCAAGAAGGUGAAGGCAUCUUCGAGACGUGGUGAGGUUACUAAUGAUCCACAGGUGAAACCGAAACCUGAUGAGCAUCGGAUUGAUAUUGGUGGAGGAGAUGAGAAAUCAGAUUUGUUAGGUAGUCUUGUUUACGCCGGGAAGCUUGUAUUGGACAAGAGGAAAUCUGCGAGUGGGAAAGAUGCAACAGAUAUACAGCAACCAUCUGCCACAGACGUCUCUAAUAAAAAAGCAGUUGAUGCAAAGCUUACAAGCAGCGCUUUGGUUUGGGGUUCUGACAUGCUACAGCUUAACGAUGUUGUCUCGGUGACAUACAAUGUUGGUCUUAGGCAUUUCACUGUGCAUGCUUAUCCAAUGGGAAAGGUUUCUUGUGGCCUGUCUUGCUUCACGAAACCAAAGAGAAGCCGCAAGGAUUUCCGCUUUGUCGCACCUACAGUUGAAGAAGCAGUUCAAUGGGUGGCCAGUUUUGGAGACCAACAAUGUUUUAUCAACUGUUUACCACAUCCUUUAGUCUCAAAGAAACAGGCUUCAUCUGAGUUAUUUUCGGUCCCCGUCGAUACUCCUCCCGAGUUGGUCUUCAGGUGUAAGAGUGCACCCAAAAUGCUUGUCAUAUUGAACCCUAGGUCAGGGCAUGGACGAUCUAUCAAAGUGUUCCACAAUGUAGUGGAGCCAAUUUUCAAGCUGGCCGGGGUUAAGAUGGAGGUUGUCAAAACAACUAAAGCAGGUCACGCGAGAGAGUUGGCUUCCACUGUCGACAUUAACUUGUGCUCAGAUGGUAUAAUUUGUGUUGGAGGUGAUGGAAUCAUCAAUGAGGUUCUUAAUGGUCUACUUACUCGAAGCAAUCAGAAAGAAGGAGUUUCUAUCCCAAUUGGAAUAGUACCUGCUGGUUCUGAUAACUCGUUAGUUUGGACUGUCCUUGGUGUACGAGAUCCUAUUUCUGCAGCACUAUCUAUUGUGAAGGGUGGCCUAACAGCUACUGAUGUCUUUGCUGUUGAAUGGAUUCAUACCGGUGUUAUACACUUUGGAAUGACUGUAUCCUACUAUGGCUUUGUUAGCGAUGUUUUGGAGCUCUCUGAAAAAUACCAAAAACGGUUUGGUCCUUUGCGUUACUUUGUUGCUGGAUUCCUCAAGUUCAUGUGUUUGCCAAAGUAUAGCUAUGAAGUGGAAUAUCUUCCGGCACAAAAAGAGGAUGCGGAAGGCAAACUUCGACUUGAAAAGGAAGCGAUGGAUAUGCAAGAUCUCUACACGGAUGUAAUGAAGAGAUCAAGCAGAGAAGGAUUUCCUAGAGCCUCUAGUUUAUCAAGUAUUGACUCCAUAAUGACCCCAAGCGUAGGCGAAGUAGACACGUGUAGCAGCACACAUGCCAGCACUGAGCCGUCUGAAUAUGUCCGUGGAAUAGAUCCUAAAAUGAAACGCAUGUCCUCUGGAAGAAGAGAUGUUACGGCUGAGCCAGAGGUUAUUCAUCCUCAAGCACAGUCAACAACCCCUAAUUGGCCAAGGACAAGGUCAAAGUCAAGAAUGGAUAAAGGAUGGAUGGGGUUAACAUCUGUGCAGGAUCCUCCAACUCGAUGUUCAUGGGGAAAUACCGGUGGUCAUGACAGGGAAGAUAUAUCAUCUACUGUAUCUGAUCCAGGUCCGAUCUGGGAUGCAGGACCCAAAUGGGACACUGAACCGUCUGCUUGGGAUGUAGAAAACUCGAUCGAGCUGCCUGGUCCUCCUGAGGAUAUAGAGACUGGACUGAGGAAGCAGAGCAUCACACCAAUAUUUGAGGAUAAAUGGGUUUCGAGAAAGGGGCAUUUCCUCGGCAUCAUGGUCUGUAACCAUGCUUGUCGGACUGUGCAGAGUUCUCAAGUUGUGGCUCCCAAUUCAGAACAUGACGAUGGUACAAUGGACAUGCUCUUGGUUCACGGGUGUGGAAGACUGAGGUUGCUGAGGUUUUUCAUACUUCUGCAAACAGGUCGACACCUUUCUCUUCCGUAUGUCGAGUGUGUAAAGGUGAAAUCGGUGAAGAUAAAAGCGGGAAAAAACACGCAUGACAGUUGUGGUAUAGACGGAGAGCUGUUUGCGUUGCAUGGAGAAGUGAUAUCAACAAUGCUACCUGAACAAUGCAGACUGAUCGAUUCUCUGUGUCUGACUCGGAACUUUCAAGCAUCACACUUGGAUUUAGUAGAAGCCGCACGUUCCUUUCCUCAUCCCGUGAAAGGAACGACACACACUCAGACUGAGAUGAGUAGCCCCAUCGUUAUGUCACCGGCCAUCGCCGCCGCCGUUCGACCUCCAUCCUCUCACGACGGUCUCUCCGCUUCCGCCACAACUGCUACCACCCCCAUGGCACUUAAAUCUUGCAUCGUUGCACCUCUCUCGCUAUUCACCUCUCAAUCACGAAUCAAACACUCAAGCUCAAGAAAAACUUCUCGAAUAAUCACGAUUCGAUGCGAUGUAGCGAUAAAAUCCGCUGAUUCUGUAAACGCAGACGCCAAUCCAUCACCCUCACCGUCAACAGAGGAAGAAAUCGAAGCGGAAGCGAAGGCGAAGAUAGGAUCUAGGGUUAAAGUAACAGCUCCGUUGAAGGUUUAUCAUGUAAAUCGAGUACCGGAGGUUGAUUUGGAAGGUAUGGAAGGUAAACUCAAAGAUUACGUCGCUGUUUGGAAAGGGAAACGAAUCUCAGCUAAUCUUCCUUAUAAGAUUGAGUUCUUCAAAGAAAUUGAAGGUCGUGGUCCUGUUAAAUUUGUUGCUCAUCUUAAGGAAGAUGAGUUUGAUUUCAUUGAUCAGUAGUGAUUAAACCAACAAAAGGCAAAUAUUUGUCUUUGUUGUGUUUACUGGAAUCUGGGAAUGGAGAAUGAUUUGUAUGUAGUGUGAUGUGUAUACCUUUAGCAAAUCAUAUACAUAAGGGUUUCUUCACUUCCUAUUGAUGUUGAUUUGAUCUUGUUAUUGGUUUCUUACUGUUAGAUAAGAUUGGAAGAAACGAAAAGUUGGAUC
Molecule: messenger RNA, 3429 nt
Organism: Arabidopsis arenosa
Lineage: Eukaryota; Viridiplantae; Streptophyta; Magnoliopsida; Brassicales; Brassicaceae
Source: the annotation of a GenBank genome assembly